AUGGUGCCUUCUUUUGGAUCCGCGUCCGCGUGGUUUGCUCUGCUUGCCUCCAUCAUAAUAGCCAGGGCAGGGCCAACAUCACUAACAGCCUGUAAUGUUAUUCCAUCCGAUGCCGUGUAUCCAUUGUCAGUUUCUUAUGCAACCGAAGAGCUCAACUAUUGGAGUUUUGCAGGUCGUAUUGGUCUUGUUGGUGUUGGUGGCUUGCUCCUAGGCAAUGGGCUAUCAUUCAAGUCAACACAGUAUGGAUGGGCUUCUAACAACAUUGUGAACUACGAGAUUGUGCUGGCAGAUGGCUCUAUUGUAAACGCAAACGCAAAUCAAAAUUCUGAUCUCUUUGCAGUUCUCAAAGGAGGUGGAAAUAAUUUUGGAAUUGUCAGUCGAUUUACGCUCAAGGCGUAUCCUCAAGGACAGGUUUGGGGAGGCAUCAUGACAUUUGACAAAUCAAAGACUCCUCAAAUCAUCAAAGCUGUUCGUGACUUUACAGAGCACUAUCCUGACGAAAAGGCUGGUAUAAUCAUCACAUAUGAAAAAUCUUCAUUGAUCAAUACUUGGAUUUGCUUCUUCUAUUAUAACGGUGCAUCACCAGGAAGUGUCUUUAGGAACUUUACGAGUAUUGGGCCAUUGUUGAAUUCAGCCAAAACACAAACAUAUUACAGCUUGCUGCAGGGUAACGACAUUGGAGUGCUACACGGAUUCCGCUAUCAAAUAGGAACCGAAACACUGCCGUUACCAUCAUCCGCGAACAUCGCCGUCCUACAAACAGCAUACGAUACCUUCUUUAAUAUCACGGAUACCAUCAUCUCAACACCAUUCUUGAUUGGAACAAUAGCCUUCCAACCAAUCCCCAAAAUGCUGGCACAAAAGGCACUCGCUUCAGGAGGUGACUCCUUAAGCUUUGAUCCAACCCACGAUUAUAUCAUAUUCGAGCUGGAUUAUAGCUGGACUGGUGCUGCCUUUGAUACGACAGUUCAGAACGCACUAACUCAAGUAUAUACAGGUAUACGCAAUACGUAUUUGAGUGGUGUCAAUGCUGGAACAUUGCCAUCCUUGACUUCGUUGCCAUUGUUUGCCAAUGAUGCAUAUUUGAAGCAAGAUUAUUUUGGGAGGUUGCCGGUUGCAUCCCGUAAUGCUGCUAAAUUGGCGCAAACAAAACCCCAACUGUUGGCUCAAUUUGAGUUGGAGAAGUUUGACAUCAUCUGCAAGUGCGACUUGUGUCUUGCAGAUGACAGUUACGGGAUAUCCAAUCGUCAAGUACGAGAAGGAAUCUUGCUCCGUGUCAAGAAUAAAAAGAAAAUGGUUAAAAGUGUCGACGCUGCCGUCAUUCGUGGAGAACUCGAUGCGGUAGAAGCUUCAGCCAUGCUCCUUGCCGCUAUCGAGUAUAGUAAGAGGGCAUGUGCGUCUGCUGGAGCGAACGGUACCGAAAUUGCCAGCUUUCACCCAAACGAAUUCACCUUGUCGCAACCAUUCACCAACACAUCAACAGCUACCGAAGGUGACGAUGGAGCAUCAACUCAUAAACGCAAACGAAGACGUAAGGAGCCUGCUGCUCCAUCAGCACAACAAGAAUACGCAGAAAGGGAUCAUUUGCUGAUUCGACAUUUCUUGAGUGAUGCGCAUUCGGAGGUUAUGGGGUUUGGACAUUAUACGAGUGUUGGUGAGACUGGUGGUAUAGUUGGAGCUAGUGUAUCUGAAAGUGCUGGUAUUGAUUGGCUUGAUGUUGGAAAGGCUGUUGGGGAUUGUGAUGUUCAAGGUUUGGAUAUUAUAAAGGAGCUUCCAACUGUGGUUGAAACUGUCAAGCUCGUCAACAAACUCUUGACAAACAGUACUAGCUAUGGUCUGCAGCUCAAAACCGAGCUCGACGGUGCAGGUUCAGUCAUCAAUAUACCGCCGAAUUCGACCUUUCUCAUGUCGGAUCUGUCGUAUGUCGAUGCUCUCGUCAUUGGCCACAAAUACAACCUAAUCGUGAUCGACUUCCCAUGGCCAAACUCUUCCGUUCACUCCAAAUAUGAUCAGUUGGACCGUUACGAUAUGUUCAAACUGCCAGUCAAUGACCUCAUAUUUCCAGACGGUCUAGUGGUCUUUUGGAUGACGAAUACACCGCGCCAUCACGAGUUUGUCAGGAAUAAGGUCAUUAGGGACUGGAAGUUGACGCUAUUGGCAGAAUGGUAUUGGUGUAAAGUUACCAGUGCUGGGGAAUGGGUUAGAGAUCUUGAUGAUGUUCAUCGCAAGCCGUAUGAGAAGAUCAUUAUUGCGAGCACGUCAACCACACAAUCAAUACCAUCACCAUAUGCUAUAUUCUCUGUGCCGAGUAGUCACCACUCGAGGAAACCGUCUUUAGAAGGCGUGCUGAAACCAUAUCUACCGAAAGAGUAUCGAUGCCUGGAAUUGUUUGCUAGGAACCUGCUUCCGAAUUGGACAAGCUGGGGUAAUGAGGUUCUCAAGUUUCAAACGGGCUCUUGA
Synchytrium microbalum is the source of this 2460-nucleotide messenger RNA. RefSeq lists its product as uncharacterized. Gene Ontology annotation, molecular function: methyltransferase activity; flavin adenine dinucleotide binding. NCBI's taxonomy places the organism in Eukaryota, Fungi, Chytridiomycota, Chytridiomycetes, Synchytriales, Synchytriaceae. The record is from RefSeq and is a predicted model, not a curated record. The transcript has 13 exons. The coding region runs from base 1 to 2460 and encodes 819 amino acids. Gene Ontology annotation, cellular component: nucleus; RNA N6-methyladenosine methyltransferase complex.